AUGAGGCAAGUUGAUAUCUGCUUUUCAGUCCCAGUGGUUCCGGUUGCCGUAGGCGCUGCUGUUGCCGGCGUGGGCGCCGUGGUGGCCGCAGCCGCGACAGCUCGAUACUUCCGAUCUCCACCAGCCGAGAUCCAGGCACAAUUCUCAGCGGACGCAGACGACUUUGCGGAUGAAGAUCAACGUGAGCAAAUGCAAAUCUUCGACGAAGACGAGUUCGCCGACUAG
This is a messenger RNA of Gregarina niphandrodes, 225 nucleotides long. RefSeq names its product putative transmembrane protein. NCBI's taxonomy places the organism in Eukaryota, Apicomplexa, Conoidasida, Eugregarinorida, Gregarinidae. The coding region runs from base 1 to 225 and encodes 74 amino acids. The transcript has a single exon. The record is from RefSeq and is a predicted model, not a curated record.